Molecule: messenger RNA, 956 nt
Organism: Impatiens glandulifera
Lineage: Eukaryota; Viridiplantae; Streptophyta; Magnoliopsida; Ericales; Balsaminaceae
Exons: 2
Coding region: 246-716 (156 amino acids)
Source: RefSeq, a predicted model, not a curated record
AAACACUCUUCUGAGGCUCAGAAGAAAAAGAGAAACGAAUUCGAUCCCUACCCAUCAACGGCUGAUCAUCUGUUCGUCGUAGAAUAGAGUUUCUAAACCUACAUUCUGGGAAUCCACAGUAUCGGUUUUUAAACAGAGCUGUCGUCGCUUCUUCCAUCAUCAAUUCUAGUUUUGUAUACCAUUUUAUCUAUCUAAGCGCUCCACUCAUUCCUGGCAGCGAUUGAUUCAAUCCUGUGAAUUAUCAAAUGGCAUGUUGUCAGAUUUUGCCUUCAGGAAGAUUCAUUAACAUUAAUUUUGCAACUGUAAACGGUAUUUCACAUAAUACAAUCAAGAAAACAGCAGCAAGAUCCUCACGAGGGUUGUUCUUGUCUAUCCGAGCUGUGCAAGAGAAUGAAGGUCCUCGUCGUCUGGUUGACUUUAUACGUAUAAUUCCAGAUGUCUCAAGGAAUUACUUCAAAAGUCCUUCAAGGAGAGCCCUGUUUGGAGGAAUAUCAUUGCUGGGUGGAUUUUAUGUGGCUCAGACGAUCUCAUUGUCAUUUGGAGCAUUGGGAGUGAACGAUGUUAUUGCUGCUGUACUAUGUGUGCUCUUAACGGAAUAUGUAACGAAGUAUUAUUACAGUCGUCCAAAGGUAACUUUCCCUCUGGCUCUCUUAAAUAACUUCAAGAUGGGCUUUACAUAUGGUCUCUUCAUUGAUGCUUUUAAACUUGCUAGCUGAACAAUCUAUUCAUUCUUGACUUCAAAUUCAUUUUGAUUUAGUGCUGAAUCAUUUGGAUUAUAACCCUGCUGUAGCCUGUAUGAUAAAAAAAAUCCAUAUGUAUUGGUCCCCUCUACUAUUUUCUACAUAAUCUCUAACUAAUAAUGUCGGGCUGUGAUGUUAGAUGUAAUGUAUACAUAAAGGAUAUUCAAGAGGAGUUGAUUGAUUAGAUAAAUCAUCUUUAAGGGUUUAUUUACUCAA